Molecule: messenger RNA, 2767 nt
Organism: Argiope bruennichi
Lineage: Eukaryota; Metazoa; Arthropoda; Arachnida; Araneae; Araneidae
Product: transcriptional coactivator YAP1-like
Exons: 7
Coding region: 180-1514 (444 amino acids)
Biological process (GO): hippo signaling; positive regulation of transcription by RNA polymerase II
Cellular component (GO): nucleus; cytoplasm
Molecular function (GO): protein binding; transcription coactivator activity
Source: RefSeq, a predicted model, not a curated record
GAAGUCGAGUUUCAACGAAGGUGUGGUGGUGUGAGUUAGUUUGUGGGGAGGAGGUAUGAUACGUUGCUGAAGUCUGUGAACUCUUCGAGAGCAACACACUAACCAACCUCCUCUCUUUGGUGUGACGUUCACAUCGCACUUCAGAUAUAUAUUUUUAAAAAAAUAUUGUGAAACACAAGAUGUCCCAACAGCAAGAUGUCAUCGAACAGAAAGGACCUAAUCAAGUAGUGCACAUACGCAGUGACUCCGAAACGAAGUUGGAUGAGCUCUUCAAUGCCGUCAUCCACCCGAAGGAUUAUCAGGUGCCUUUAACUGUGCCUAUGAGACUGAGAAACUUGCCUCCGUCAUUUUUUCAGCAGCCAGAGAAAGGCUCAAAAUCUCCGUCCCAUUCUCGAGAAUCGAGUUCCGAUAAUACCACUUACCCCUCGGGUGCUCCUCCGUCCCAUCCACAGCAGCAGCUACCUAGUGGAUUACAGAUUAACCAUCCCAGGGCCCAUUCGUCCCCUGCAUCUUUGCAACAGUCCUAUACUAAGAAUGUACCAACUCCUCAUCAGCACCCCAGACAGAGGAGUUUUGGGGAUUUAUUGGAUGAUAACAUUCCCCUGCCUCCAGGUUGGGAAAUGGCAAAGACUUCUGCUGGCCAAACAUAUUUCCUGAAUCAUUUAACACAGACCACUACCUGGGUGGAUCCACGGAAGAAAAUCACUACUGGAAGCAUGGCAACUUCAGUAAACAUGCAAAACCUAGGCCCUUUGCCAAAAGGUUGGGAACAAGCGACAACACUUGAAGGAGAAGUCUAUUUUAUCAAUCACAUUGAACGUACAACGAGUUGGUUGGAUCCUCGAAUACCUGCUCAUCUUCAGAAUCCUCCAACUGUAGCAACUCCUACUCAGCAGUCUAAUUCUACUCUUCAGUCUCAAACUCAAGCUCAAGUACAAGCUACAAAUAAUGCCAAUCUAUUAAGAGAACUUCCUGCACAAAGUAUAAAAUUGCCACCUUCAGUUGCAGCUGCUGUAAGUAUACAACAGAGACAACAGAAUCUCCGUGUGCAGAGCUUAGAAAUGGAAAGAGAGCAACUAAGACUUCGACAACAGGAGAUAAUGCGUCAGGAAAUAAUGUUGAGACAGACUCUUGGUGAAAAGUUGACUUUGGCACCCUCCCCUACAGGAUCCACUCCUGAACUGCCUCCUGUAUCUACCAGUCUCGAUUCAUUUCUGGAAGGAGGGACAGACUUUCAUUCCCGUCAAGAGAGUGCAGACAGUGGCCUAGGAUUAGGUCCCAACUACAGCCUUCCACAUACACCGGAAGAUUUCCUAAAUAACUUGGAUGACAUUGAAGAUCGUCAGAGUAAUGAUCUGGGUUUGGAUCUUCAAACAAAUUUGGAUCUUGGUGAUGAUAACAUGGACACUGAUGAUUUAGUUCCAAGUUUACAAGAAGAGUUGAAUGCUGAUAUAUUGUCUGACGUUGAAGCACUUUUAGCUGCCAACAAGGACAGCGUGUUGACAUGGCUAUAAAUGGACAUUUUGUGGCAAGAUGUGCCUUUUUCUAAGGCCAUAGAGAUAGCUAUAAAAAUUGUUUGUUUACUUGCUGUCUGGAAACUUUCUGAAUGAAGAGGGUUUGUUUUCGGAUGUGCAUGUGUAGUUAUUACCUGGUAAAAGUUUUCUUGGCUGCUCUACUGUUUCUUUAUUUUUCUUUGACUUUUAAAUUUGAUGGUGGUACAGUGAUUGAAACUGUAAAAUGUUGUAAUUUUUAUUGUUGUAAUUAUUCUUUGAUUGCUUAUUUUUAUUCUUUCUAUGUUAACCAAGAAAACUUUUACUAGAUAUUUAGUCUUCCAAAUAAAGGAGUAGUUGUGGUUGGUUAUAACUGUAUGGAUAAAUCUAGAGGAAAUCUUGUAUGGGAUUGUUUCCUUUUAAUUCUUCAUUUAAGACUGUGAAAUGUUUAAGCUAUAUUUUAUCUUGUAUUUUAAAUGUUGCUAUUUCAUAACUUCAAAGUUAGAGUAUAUUUUAAAAUGUUUGUGUAUCAACUUAAUAUAAAGCAUGUUUAUAUUAUGAAAUGUAGGUUGUUUAAAAUAUGUAUAUUCAUAUAUGAAUCGUGUUUAAUUUUUAUGCAUUGCCUAUAAAAAAAGUCAGCAUCAACAAUAGAAAAUUACAACAAUAACAAAAAUAUUCAAAUUCAUAACCAAUUACUACUACUCUUAUUUCUUUAUUUGGAAGACUAAUAUAUGAAAGGUGUUGGAAAGCUGUAUGACCAUUUGCUCACCAUCAGAAGCUACAUGCUGUAUUUCUUCUGUUCCAUGUUUUCAUUUAUAAAAAACCAUUUAAGUUUUGUGCUCAAAACUUGUGCUUUGUCUUAUCAGCAUUCAUAGCCACAGCUAUCAUAGUCAUUCAAUCAUGGUAUUUUAGCACAAAAUAACUUCAUCUUUUUUUCAGGUUAACUUUUUUCCAAUGACACCUAUACCACCAUUCAUAUGUUUGAAGUAAACAUACGCAAUUGUAAUGCUCUAUAUUUUAAACCGGUUUCUCAUUACAAUUUUUGUACUUUUAUUUCAGUUUAAUGAAAAUGAAAUGAAAAAUUUGUUAAAUUAAAAAGUUGAAUUUCUUUACUAAUAAAUUUUUCGUGAAUUUUAAACUUUUAAAAAGUUUAUAAUUCACCCCCCCCCCCUUUAACACUGGGUGCAUGCUUGUAACCUGACAGCACUGGCAUCAGCAUGUAAUUUCAUAUUACAUGAAACAAGCUGCACUUACUAGCAUUCAGGAGAGGUUGCACU